CAACGAUUGUUGGUGGCGACAUCGGUGUUGGGUGGUGCGACGACAAUGGUGGCUUUCUGGCUACGGCGAUGGAGGCUUCAGAGGGGGCAUAUGAGCAACUAGAGUUCGAGAAGCCACACUGGGCCCUAUUGGGUACCGACCCACUUGUGUGUUUUUCGGGCCUUUUGUUUGGUAUUCUGAUUCUGGUUGUUUUUUCUGCUUGUUCUUUUCUUAAUGAACAACUCUUUUAAAAAACAUUUUUUUCAAGUUAUUUUAUUGUUUUUACUAUUUGUUUUUUUAUUUUUCACGGCAAUUAAAAAUAACCACACACAUAUAAAUAUAGUCAUUCAUUAGUAGAUAUAAUAAACACUUUCUCAAAUUAACCUUCAUGAACUCAAAUUUUCUCAAUUCUUAUGCAUCCACAUCAGCUUUAUUUUCAUGUUAUUUUAUUAUUUUAACUAUUUUUAAUUUUAUGUUUCAUUGCAAUGAAAAAUAACCAAACAUAUAAAAUAGUCAUUAGUAGGAUUUAAACCUACAAUCUAUAGAUGCUACGCUUUGUUUUGUUAAAGGCACUUAACUAGUAAAACAAACUUUAUUUGAUACUAAUCACAAAUCUAAUUUGAUAUUAAUCACAACAUAAUUAGUGCUAUCAUAUCAUCAUAUGUGUUGAACACUUAACUUUGAAUCAAUAAUCUGUUCACUCCAGUUAACCAAAUCUAUAAAAGAUAUAAUGGCAAAACGAAAGUUAAAUUUUCAGGGAUUCAAAAUCCCAGCACCCAGAGGGUUUCCCGGAAGGAUAUAUAUGUCAUAUCACCCAUAUUAAUUGAUCCCUUGCGUUUUGGUGCUCCCUUGCUUUCUGGCGGAGAUUCCCCUCUCUGUAUAUCAUUCAUUGGGCCAACUAAAGGCGGCCCAAGGUAGUCCUCCCCAGCUACGAGCCCAAAACCCAUUGGUGAGUCUCAUGUAGGCAGCAACAUAUUGGGAAAACAAGCCAGGACCUGUCGUUUUCUUCAGGACCAGCCGACAGCCCUGGGGAACACAACGCCGGUUCGUCUUCUUCUCUUCUUCAACAUUGAUCUUCCCUUUCCUUCUCGAAACAUACCGCAAAACAGGAGCUGCAAUUGCUCAACCCGUAAUCAUUGUACAGACCGUUUGUCUUCUUAUCUACGUCGGCGUUCUUCUUUCCUUUCCUUCUCCAAACAUACUGCAAACACAGGAGCUGCAAUAGCUCAACCCGUAAUCAUUGAGUGGGGCUGUGCUGCGACGUUAUUCACGCAGCUAAUACGAGGUACGUUGGUACGGGUAUUGUGAGUAGCGUUGGUCAGGGGUAAUAUCCCUUCCGGUAUGUCAGCUUCAUAGUUCAAGAUUACCUAUUCUCAUUGUCGUUCCCUGCAAUAUCUUUCUAUUCUGUUGUCUUCAAAUAUCAUCUUUUGUUACUAAUUAAGUAAUUACUAAUUAAGUAAUUAUACCUCACCGUGUUGUUUGGUCGUUCAGGGUCUUCGUGGAGGCAACUAUGGCCGCAAAUCACCCCGCUGCUGGUGCCUCUACAUUGGGUUUAAGUGGUCGGCAAGUACAUCAUUCAAGAAAACAAUGUACUUUCUAUUCCUAUGUUCUUUUCCUCUGCCCAUUCUUCUCCUAUAUGGUUAACGUGUGCACACAAUAUAAGGCCUUUCCUCUCCCGUAUUUUGAUUUUCCAGGGUUGAUGCGGGCAAUAUUCAAGCCGCCAAAACCUCCUUCCAGACAACAAAUUGCUGCUGAACGGGAUCGUAUCCGUCAACGUAAUACAGCGGCCCCUGUUCAGUACAUUAUAUUAAACGCAGUCAUGUUUUUUGGACGUAAAUAAUGCCAUUUUAUAUUUUAUCCUUUCAGAAAUACAGAUUCUUGAAACACAAUUGCGCUAUAUCGAUCGCAUGAUCGCCCAGGCCAAUCGGCACCGACGACGGGUGAUUUUGAACACGCGCUUGAGACCUACGGUUCAACAUGCUAGACAUGGUAAUCAUCAAUAUCUUUUAGAGGUGUCAAUCCAUUUUUUGAGGCGCAGUAUAUAAUUUGCUCUGACUUCAUUACCCUUACAUAUGUUGCUUGCGGUAAAUAUGGAUGGGAUGAAAUUCAAUUGUUUGAUGAAUUGUUGAUUGAGUAAAUGCAUUGCCAAAUUUGAUGUCUCAGAUUAUAGUUCAUGCAUCUCACGAUUGCGGACAAAACGAGCACGAGUUAUGCGAUCAAUUUAUUUGUGCAAAAGGCGGAUGAUUCAUGCUGUUCCCAGGAGGUUUUCCCGUUUUCAUGGUUUGUGGUUUCAUAUUUCAUGUUUUUGCAGGGGAUAAAUCUAAUUUUUUAUGUACCAGCCAACUUAUGUAACUACUUUGAUUAUAGGGUAUCCUGUUGUGGAAGUUUACAGUCUUGGCCAGCCUUCAAGCAUUUGUCAGUACUGUUCAGCAAUUAUGUGGCCAGAAGAAAGUACAGUGCCUACUAGGAAUCACGCCAAUCCUGUCUUCCCAUUAUGUUGCAAAGCGGGAAAGGUUAAACUGCCUCCCAGACGUGAUCCACCUGAAUUUUUGCAAGAAUUAUUAAACUCGCCUACACCUAUUAGCCGUCAUUUCCGGGAAGCAAUUCGUAUAUACAAUGUUGUAUUUUGCUUCAUAUCCCUGGGUGGCAAAGUGGAUCGUGGGAUAAAUGAUGGCCGGGGUGUGUAUGUAUACUCUAUAAGUGGUCAGAUUUAUCACUCCAUAGGCAGCUUACUUCCUGCAGAAGGUCAGGCACCGAGGUUUGCGCAAUUAUAUAUUCAUGAAUCUAGCUCUGAACUGCAGAAUCGUUUACAGUUAUUUCCAGUUGAUGAUCAGUCAAAUUCAUUGCGUCCAGAGAUUGUUGAAGGAUUGCAAAACAUGUUUGACAGAAACAAUGUUCUGGUCCAGACCUUUCGAAUGGCUAGGGAAAAGAUUCAUGAAGGCAAUGUUCAAGAAGUGAAGAUCAAAUUAUUUGCUAAGCGUACACAUGAUGGGAGAGAAUAUGAUCUGCCAACAGGAAAUGACAUAGCAGCAUUGAUUGUUGACGAAACAGGUCAGGAUACAUAUUCGCCAGAUAUUAUUGUCCAAUAUAAGAGCUCUCAACUCGAGAGAAUUAAUUUUCAUCAUCCAUCUUUGAUGGCAUUACAAUACCCCAUUCUAUUCCCUUAUGGCGAGGAUGGAUGGCAUCCGGAUAUAAGCUGCAAUGAUGUUGAUGAUAAUGAUGAUGACAAUCCUGAGAAUCUUUGGAAUGACAAAUCUUUGUCCCAGUGUGAUUACUAUGCAUACCGCAUGCAAAGUAGAUUUCAGGAGUCAAAUUCGUUGUUAUUAGCUGGAAAAUUAUUUCAGCAGUAUGUUGUCAAUGCAUAUGCAUUGGUGGAAGCAGAACGGCUUGAUUGGAUCCGCAAUAACCAGUCUAAACUUCGUGCCCAUUACGUUAGUGGUUUGCUCGAUGCUUUUCUACGGGGUGACUCUGAUUUAGAGAUGACUGGGAAGCAUGUGAUUUUGGCUGCUUCGCAUACUGGGAGUCCACGUUAUAAGUAUGAAAAUUUCCAGGAUGCUAUGGCUAUUUGUAGGUGGCUGGGAUACCCUGAUUUAUUUAUUACAUUCACCUGCAAUGCAAAUUGGCCAGAAAUACAAUUUAUGGUUGACUUGGUCAACUCAGAUGGUCGCAAAGAUGUCAACAGAUCUGAUAUUAUUGCUAGAGUCUUCAAGCUGAAACUGCAUCAACUAAUGACUGAGAUCAGGGAUAAAAAAAUUUUCGGAGCCACAACUGGACGUAAGUCAUACACUUUGGUUAACUUUUCAUUUUAUGUUAUGUUAGGUCAUUUUAUUUCAUAGCCAUAAAUUUGUUUUGUCAUUUUCACUUAUUGCAACUAAGCAUUUUUUUUCUUCACUUACUGGCCUUUAUUGCAUGGCAUCUUUCACAUUACACGUCCCAUUUUAAAGUACGUUUGCAUCCAUUUUGUUUUUUUUCCCACAAGUAAUUGCUUUGUUUAUACCCCUCCCAUGCGUGUAUUGCAUGUUUAUGUAAUGCACAUACUCAAUUAGACCUCCACAUAACUGGAAGUUUUUAAAUUCUCACAAAUUGCAAUUGUCUUUUCCUCCAACGCUGAAAUAUUUGUCAGGAUCCUAUGCACAAUAAAUACGGUGGUUUUUUUUUUGUUUGUUUGCAGAUGUUAUGGCAAUUGAGUUUCAAAAGCGGGGCCUCCCACAUGCUCAUUUGUUAGUCUUCCUAGCUUCUGAAUAUAAACUAACUGGCCCGAAUGACAUUGACUCUGUAAUAUCAGCAGAAGUACCAAACCCCGAUCUUGAUCCAGAAGGUUAUCGCGCUGUAACGGCAUUUAUGUUGCAUGGUCCAUGCGGUGUUUUAGGUCGUAAUGCGCCUUGCACAGAGGGUGGUGUCUGUACGAAACAUUUUCCGAAGCAGUUUUGUGAGCAAACUACUAUUGAUGAUAAUGGAUUCGCCAAAUAUCGACGGCGCGACAGUGGGAUAUCAUUCACAGUCAACUCUGUGCCGUUGGACAAUCGUUUCGUUGUUCCAUACAAUCGCUAUUUGUUGUUGCGUUUCGAUGCACAUAUAAACGUUGAGUUUUGCAAUAAAUCCAGGUAUGUUCUAAAAUCAUUUUUAUAGAUAGUUGUAUACCGGGUGUCUUUGCUUUACUAUAUAGUAUAUAGACAUGCUGGGCAGAUUAGGUGGGUGGAGCACCCAGCUCGGCUGCUUAAUGGAUUUUCUUUGAUUUUCAAUUUUUUUUUUGGACACAUCAUGAAUGCGUACUAAGUAUAGGUGAAAUGAUUAUUGGGGGAACUUAGCUAUUCCUCCCCGUUUGCUUGAUUUACUUGGUUGGCAGUGUACAGUUCAGCCAUGUAAUUUUCGGCCAACAUUCCCCAAAAGUCAAAGAAAUCCUCUAGCUGUUCUGUCAUCAUCCAUUAGCUUUUAUUGUGGGGUUUUAGUUUAUCCAUUUAUGGUAGGCAUUCCCUAAUUUAUAUCUGAUAUAGUUUUUUUUUUUUUUACAAAUAUCUUAUAUGGUAGCCAUUCUCCAAUUUAUAUCUGAUAUAGUUCAAAUGGAUGUAAUUAGCUGUGUCCAUGUAUGCCCAUGUGAGUAGAGAAGGAUUGCAAGUUGCCGUAAAUGGGGAUCCUAUGCUGGACCCCAAAAAUUUAAACUAUACCCGCAAAAUGGACAAGCUAAAAUGAUAAUAAAUUCAAAUGUACCUG
Linum trigynum is the source of this 5190-nucleotide messenger RNA. Lineage: Eukaryota; Viridiplantae; Streptophyta; Magnoliopsida; Malpighiales; Linaceae. The record is from the annotation of a GenBank genome assembly.